This is a messenger RNA of Dictyostelium discoideum AX4, 624 nucleotides long. RefSeq lists its product as hypothetical. The record is from RefSeq and is a predicted model, not a curated record. The transcript has a single exon. The coding region runs from base 1 to 624 and encodes 207 amino acids. NCBI's taxonomy places the organism in Eukaryota, Evosea, Eumycetozoa, Dictyosteliales, Dictyosteliaceae.
AUGGAGAAUUAUGACAAUGAAGAAAUAAAUGAAUUUGGUCAAGAACGAAAUGAAUCUGAUAAUGAAGAAAUGAAUUUUGAAAAAUAUGAUAAACAUAGUGUUAAACCAACAAAAGAACAAUUAGAACAGGAUUCGCUUAUAUUUAAUCAAACAUUGAAUUCAUUAGGUUCAAUCUCAACCAAAACAACAUCAAAUAAUAAUAAUAAUAAUAAUAAUAAUAAUAAUAAUAAUAAUAAUAAUAAUAAUAAUAAUAAUAAUAAUAUUACUACUACUACUAAUACAUCAGAUAUAAUAUAUAAUGAUGAAGAUAAUACAACGACAAGAGAGAUUAAUUCAGCAAUUUCAAUUACAACUAUAAAUAAAACAAAGCAGCCAUUUGAUGAUAUUUCAGAUGAUGAUGAUGAGUAUAUAAAGAAUAAAAAAAAUGAGAUUGAAAAUAUUAAACCACAUUUUAGUUCGGAUGAUGAAAUGAUUAAAUUCAACAUAUCAGAUUUAAAAGUAUUCAUAGAGAAAUUAGAACAAUCCAAUAUAGAUUUGGCAUUGGAAUAUCAAGAUGAUCCUGAUCCAAUAUAUUUAGAAUCAAUAAAAGAAAAUAUUGAUGUAAUUGAUAAAAAGAAAAAGUAA